Molecule: messenger RNA, 708 nt
Organism: Sclerotinia sclerotiorum 1980 UF-70
Lineage: Eukaryota; Fungi; Ascomycota; Leotiomycetes; Helotiales; Sclerotiniaceae
Exons: 1
Coding region: 1-708 (235 amino acids)
Biological process (GO): regulation of transcription by RNA polymerase II
Molecular function (GO): DNA-binding transcription activator activity, RNA polymerase II-specific
Source: RefSeq, a predicted model, not a curated record
AUGUCUCCCUCGGAAACUUUUCAUUGGUCUCAAAGUAUAUCACUAUUUAGCAGAAAAUUGUCACCUGCCCCAAUUGAAUCCUCAUCAGAACGCGAUGCUUUAUGGGCAACUUCGAUUCUUCUUGGUCUCAUUGCGUUCUGCAAUAUUGAGUCAAGGACCCCACAAGAAGCAUGGCCUCUGGUUCCACCUUCAUCCUUAGAUCUGAAUUGGCUUGUGAUGGGAUACGGGAAGUCGCAGAUUCUGAAACUGGUUCAAGACAAAAAAGCGAGUGCAUUCAGAACAUUGAUAGCACCUGAAACUUCCGCACUAUCCACACACAUUCGCCUUGAGACAUUGCCACAAGCUUUCAUCACAGUUUUUGAUUUGCAUUCAAGUUCUAAAUCAAAUGAUAAUCCAUAUCGUCUUGCGGUAUCUCUAUUGUCAGAUGUCAUCGACGUCGACGUUGAUAUUACCGUCAUCUUGAAGUUUUGUGCUUUUGUCGGCGAAACGCAUCCACAAUACAAAAGAUUGCUCUUCCAAAAAGAACCUCGAGCUCUCUUGUUACUGGCCUAUUGGUUUGGAAAACUUUGCCAAUUUCCACAUUGGUGGAUUUGGAGACGUGCAUCAUUGGAGUGCCAGGCAAUCUGCAUAUAUUUGGAGACUUUUCACAAACAUGACUUGGAUGUUCAGACUCUUUUAGUCUAUCCGAAAAUCAUGUCUGGGCUUUAG